AGAAAAUUUUGAAAUUUUAAUAAUUAAGGUAAACUUCAACCAGUAAACUUAUUAUAUUUUAUUUGUUUUUCAGUUUGAAAAAAAUGGGUUUGGUUUUCACCGCUGGCUUCAAGUGAGGAAGAGACAGGGAGCGAGAGCGCGGGAGGAACAGAGACGAAACAAACGGUUACGGCAUCUUCCUCCAGAUGGCUAGCCGGCCCACUCGAUUGAGGAGACCAUACCAACAGCAUGAGCAACAGCCGAGGGCUAAGUGGACAGCAUCCCUCACUAAGAUACUUGCAGACUUGAUGGUUGACCAGGUCCGAAAGGGGAAUAGGCAGAACAAUUCUUUUGGAAAGAAAGCAUGGAAAUAUAUGUGUGAUGACUUUUUCAAGAAAACAGGAUUGAAAUGGGACAAGGAGCAACUGAAGAACCGGUAUGCUGUGUUGAGGAGGCAAUAUGUCAUUGUCAAGUCACUUCUUGAUCAAAGUGACUUUAAUUGGGAUGAAAACACAGGCAUUAUCACGGCCAAGGAUGAAGCAUGGGACAACUACAUUAAGGAACAUCCUGAUGCUGAGAGUAUGAGAAGCGCUGGCUGCCCAAUUUACAAACAGCUAUGCACAAUAUUCUCAGAAUCAGGAGCCAAUGGGACAAAUGAGCAAUCAGCUGAACAUGAGGAAGGAAUUCCCUAUGAAUAUCCUUGUCCAGAACCUUUGAGCAUGCACCGGGAGGAGUCCUCAUCAGAGUCAGAUGAUGUGGCUGAGAUGGCAGACGGGCAAGACAAUUUUCAGUCUACUCUACCUACUGGAAUUAGUUCUCGCAAAAGAGGCCGCAGAGGAAUUGACAAUGUUAUUGCAGGGGCUAUACUGGAAAUGGCAGCUGCUUCAAAACUGAGGACAGCUGCUAUAAAGCAACGGAAUGCCAAAUUCUCUAUAACCAACUGUGUUCAAGCAUUGGAUGAGAUACAAGGUGUUGAUGAGCGAGUCUAUUUUGCUGCUCUGGAUUUAUUUGACAACCCCAAUGCCAGGGAAAUAUUCUUGUCUCUCAAGAGUGACAAACGGUAUACAUGGCUGUGUGGUAAGUGUACUGUCUCACCUAGUUAGUUCCAUAGGCUUAUACUAAACUGUGUGUUUGGUGCCAUCUGUUCUAUAACCUAAUAAGCACCAGAUAGCAGACUUUUUUUUGGUUAACUUCUAUUGUUAUACUUCAAUCAUUGCUGAAGGAUCAAUUUCUUGGUUUAACACCAAGCCGGAUACAAGCCCCUAGGGAUUUUUCCAUCAAUUGUAAGAUUUUGGUGUAUCAUGUACAUACCUUAGCUUAUUAUGGCAUCUGAAUCUCUUAACCCUUGCAAGA
Messenger RNA from Vitis vinifera (wine grape), 1332 nucleotides. RefSeq names its product L10-interacting MYB domain-containing protein. The record is from RefSeq and is a predicted model, not a curated record. NCBI's taxonomy places the organism in Eukaryota, Viridiplantae, Streptophyta, Magnoliopsida, Vitales, Vitaceae. The transcript has 3 exons. The coding region runs from base 186 to 1082 and encodes 298 amino acids.